This is a messenger RNA of Dromiciops gliroides (monito del monte), 1453 nucleotides long. RefSeq names its product 2-oxoglutarate and iron-dependent oxygenase domain-containing protein 2-like. Gene Ontology annotation, molecular function: oxidoreductase activity, acting on paired donors, with incorporation or reduction of molecular oxygen; L-ascorbic acid binding; iron ion binding. The transcript has 7 exons. NCBI's taxonomy places the organism in Eukaryota, Metazoa, Chordata, Mammalia, Microbiotheria, Microbiotheriidae. The record is from RefSeq and is a predicted model, not a curated record. Bases 105 to 1157 code for a protein of 350 amino acids.
CGGGGGCCGGGAAGGGCCAGGAGGCCGCGCGCCGCUCCGAAGCCGCUCUCGCACCUUGCGCCCCAGCUGCGCGGCUCCUGAGGCGCUCUCCGGGGCGGGGCACGAUGGCGGCGCCCGGGGCCGCGGGGCAGCGCUUCUUCCGCUGCGCCUGCUUCUGCUCCGAGAACUUCUUCCUGCCCCGCUACCGGCUGCACGUGCGCUACACCGGGGAGGAGCAGCUGCGCCAAGACUACGGCUCGAUCCUCAACAAAGCUGGCUGUGUGAGUCCUGAGGAUUUUCAGCAAGUGUUAUCUGAGCUUAACCAUGAGGUCCAGAGGAGGAAGCAGCUGGUUGAGCAGGCCUUGGAGAGGAAAGCCACCAUUGCCCAGUACUACCAGCCAGUCCAGCCCCAGGUGUAUGGGUUACAGGAGUCAUUUCUGGCCCCCGAGUUACUGGCUGCUGUUCGGUACUGUAUGACCCCAAAUGCUGACCUUACAGGCCUCUUCCGGCGUAUUGAAACCGUGUCAGGAGAAAAGAAGAUUUACCGGAUGCCGAUCUUCACCCAGGAUUUCUGCCAGAUGCUGCUGCAGGAACUAGAGCACUUUGAACAGUCAGACAUGCCCAAAGGGCGGCCCAACACCAGAAAUAACUAUGGGAUCCUAUUGCACGAGCUGGGUCUGGAUGAGCCCCUGGUGACUCCCCUCCGGGAGAACUACUUACAGCCCCUCACUGCCUUCCUGUACCCUGACUGUGGAGGGGGCCAGCUGGAUAGCCACCGUGCCUUUGUGGUGAAGUAUGCUGUGGACGAUGACCUGGACCUCAGCCAACACUAUGACAACGCUGAGGUCACCCUCAAUGUCUCCCUGGGCAAGGACUUCUCUGAGGGCAGCCUUUAUUUUGGAGGUCUUCGCCAGGUGCAGAGCAAUGAAGAGCUGUAUGUGGAGGUGCCGCAUGUGCUGGGGCAAGGGGUGCUGUAUCGAGGCGGGCAGUUGCACGGGGUCUUGCCCUUGGAGUCUGGAGAGCGAUGGAACCUUGUUAUGUGGAUGAGGGCCUCUGUCAUCCGCAACAAGCUCUGUCCCAUGUGCAGGAAGCCACCCCAGCUGGUGGAGGACGAGGGCUAUGGGGAUGGCUUCACCCAAGAAAAAGGGCAGCCCAGUACCAUGGAUGUUUGCACCUAGACUUGAGUCCCAGCCCUGUGACCCACCAAUCUGAAAGCUCUGCCAGCCCCUUCUAUAUAUGUCAGCAGCCGUGUUACACCAGUGCCAAGCAGGGCAGGGAGCCCAGACUGGGGGCCCAUCACUCAGAAGUUGUCCUUGAGAUUCACUGAGGAUUGGGAAGGUGCAUGGGUCAAAGGUUUGCCCAUUGACUUAUCAAAGUGUCCCCCUAAGGGGAAUCUGUCUUAGGGAAGGAGAGCAAGAUACUGUUGGGAUCACAGCUGUGAUGGAUGGAACAAUAAAACACCACUGUUUCCCCA